This is a messenger RNA of Trichomonas vaginalis G3, 1554 nucleotides long. Its product is annotated as serine/threonine-protein phosphatase 1 regulatory subunit 10-related family. The coding region runs from base 1 to 1554 and encodes 517 amino acids. The transcript has a single exon. Gene Ontology annotation, cellular component: cytoplasm. Lineage: Eukaryota; Parabasalia; Trichomonadida; Trichomonadidae. The record is from RefSeq and is a predicted model, not a curated record.
AUGAAUAUGCAAAUUGAGCCCGAUUUUGCAACAAUAUAUCACCAACCAGGUGAUGAUAUUGAAGGAUACAAUGGAUACCAUGGUAUUAUGAAAACUCAGGCAAAAUAUCCAAAAAAUGCAUUUAAUUGGGGCUUAAUUCAAGAUUUUGAUCCAGUAGAAGUACGCACAUCUAAAAGUUCUCGACAUUGUAAUGAGAUUGUUGAAGCUUUUUGCCAAUCAACUUUCUCCGUUCCAGAUAUGAAAAUUAUUCAAAACCCGUUAGUAUUCAAAUUACUCGAAUUACUUCAAUCAUGCAUCAUAAGAAUUACAGAAAAGGAUCAAAAAUUACAAAAACUAGUAAAACAAUAUAAACAACAUACAGAUUCGCUUCAACUCGAGAUAAAAAAGCAAAAACAGAAAGCAAAAACAUACAAGCAAGUAGUAUCUAAAUGUAAAACUGCACAAAGAUGUCCGACAUGCCAUAAGUUAUUCGAUUCUCAGUUAAAUUUAGAUCGACAUAUCAAUGAUUCUCAUCAUAAAUUAUAUCCUUAUUGGUAUGCAUUACGCCAAAACAAUUCUAAAGGCAUUAAAGACCCUGAUGUCGAAAUGCAGAAGGAAAUUGAUCAAAUGAGAAGGACAAUUCGUGCUCAAAAUGACAUGAUUCUCGAAAAUCAGAAGCAAACCGAAAAAUUAAAGCACAAGAAACCAGAAAUAGAAUAUGUUCCAUACGUUCUUCCUUUCGAAAUCGAUCCUUUCCAUGCAGAACCUAUUCCACAUGAAAAAGAAAAUAUUCCAACUGAACCACCAAAAGUUGUCACUGAGUCUCCUAAGAAAGUUGAUCAUCAGAAGGAAUUAUCGAAGAAACAAUCCAAGGAACUUGCUAAUGAAUACUUAACGCGUAGAGAUACUGCAUCUAAGAGAAUUGAAACAGGAAUGAAAGAAAUUUCUAAGAAUAUUCAAAAGAGAAUACAUCAGCAUAGCCAGAUAAUGAAGAUGCAUGCUGAAAAGCAAGAAAAGGAAGCUCUAAGAACCUACAUCGAAGAAACAAAUCUCGGAUUGCAACACCGCAAUAUGAGUUAUCUUAGAUUGCUACCAAGUAGAGCAUCACAGGCUGUUGUUCCAUUGAAUGCAGAAUCUUCACAGGCUUCUUACACUUCAGUUACUUUUAUUCAAGAUUCAGAUAUUCAACAAGAGGAAGAAGAAACAAAAUCCAAGAAGUCAAAGAAGUCUUCAUCAUCUUCAUCGUCAAGUUCUUCCUCUUCUUCAAGUUCUUCAUCCAAAUCAAAGAGUUCUUCCAAAGAUAAAAAACAAAAUGAAUCAAAUCCUGAAGAUGAUGACUUUGCAGAAUUCUUACUUGAUGAAGAAAUUGCUCAGGCAGAGAAAUUAAACAAUGAACUUGCGCCAAUUCCUGAAGCACAAGAAGACCAAAAAGAUGAACAUAUUAGUAGUGACUCAAUUCCAGUUAAAGCACAAAAAACUGUUAAAAUUGAGCAACCUACACCAAACAGAGCUUCUCAGCGUGUUGAAAUCACAAAUGAUGAACUUGAUGCACUCAUGGCAACAGAUUCAAAAUAG